Molecule: messenger RNA, 2284 nt
Organism: Solea solea (common sole)
Lineage: Eukaryota; Metazoa; Chordata; Actinopteri; Pleuronectiformes; Soleidae
Product: integumentary mucin C.1-like
Exons: 4
Coding region: 165-890 (241 amino acids)
Cellular component (GO): extracellular region
Molecular function (GO): hormone activity
Source: RefSeq, a predicted model, not a curated record
CAAUCACAGCAGAACACGUACAGCUGCAGUGACAGUAUGUUAAAUUAUCCACUGUGAGUUGUGGAUUAGAUAAGAGUGAGAGUGAAGGAGUGCUGUGCUCCUUCCCUCCUGCCGCCUCACUAUAAGACUGCAGCUCUGCAGGAGACUCGGUCCACACAGACAGGAUGAUGCACUCACAGAGACACACGGUGUUGUGUAUUCAGAUCUUGUGGCUGGUCUGCUGGCCUCUCUUCUCUGAAGCAGCCAAAUUCCGCUGUGGCACCGAUCUCCUCAGCGAUCUUCUCUUUGUGUGCGGGGAUCGUGGAAUCUACUUCGGUAGAGGUACGUGGUCCGGUUACGGUGCUCGGCCCAGAGGGAAGGGCAUCGUCGACCAGUGCUGCCGCCCGGGCGGCUGUGAGCUUCACCAUCUGGAGAAGUACUGUGCCAAACCCAAGAGCCUGCUGGCGACCACUGCUCCACCGACCACAACCACAACCGCAGCUCCAUCAACCACAACCACAGCUCCACCAACUACAACCACAGCUCCAUCAACUACAACCACAGCUCCACCAAUUACAACCACAGCUCCAUCAACUACAACCACAGCUCCAUCAACUACAACCACAGCUCCACUGACCACAACCACAGCUCCACUGACCACAGUUUCACCAAUUACAACCACAGCGGCACAAACCACGACACAGCCAGAUAUGGUGCAGCAGUUUGAAGCAGUGUUUCACAAGAGACUUCUCGAGCACCUGGGUGCUCCCGACAGUCCGAAGAGGGAGGCCUACAGAAAGAAAACGCAGCCCUCGCCGCGGCGGAGAGGCAAGGUUUCAUCGCCUAACAGGAGGAGACAGGAGAGCGCGUCUGGCAGGUCUUUGUCGGCCUCGGGGAGAGCGACCAGAUGACUGAGCUGAGGAUCCAGUGAGAAUGACAGACACAAAGAGUCGCCCGGUGACAUCCACAACAAAGACAAGUGCAACAACUGUGUUACUUUAUCUAUUUAUCUGUCUGCCCGGUGACCUUAUGUGACACGUUAAACUGACAACAUUGUAAAUAUUCCUCCAUCUACAGCAAUAGAAUGUGCUUAUUUAUUUUUAUGAACUUCCUUGAGUAGAAAAUGCCAGUGGGGAAGGAUUUCCCGGUCGUUCUGGUUUCAAUUCUUCAGCCUUUUUUCUUUUUGCACAGCGUUGCUUCUACAGGGAGAGUGACAUAAUCUGAACACAUCAUUCAAAUUUAUGUCAUUAAAAAAGAAAAAGGGCUACUAGUUACUUUUACAGCUCAAUAUUCAAGUAUCAAGGUGGUACUUGGUAUAAAAGGUUUGAGAACCACUUGUCUAGAACCUUCACUGCCACUGGAACCAGAGGCCUCCAUUAACCUGAACGUUUUAAAGGAUUUCUGGACCCAAUUCUUCCUCGUGCUUAAUUACUAAUGAGUCAAAAAUCACGUCAACGAACAGAUUUAAAUUUGAGCCACCUUUUAGCUCUGUUUUGGUUGCCACCAGUUCUGGAGAAAAGGAGCAGACACUUUAGCUGCUAAACGCUCAUUUCCGUACGUUCACCUGCUGCUUUUUUCUUUUUACGACUCUUGUCUCUCCAAAAUGAAGCUCCCACACAACUACAAUGCAUUCUUAUUUAACACUUCAUAAAGAGCUAACUUACUCCCACAAUUGUUUUUAAUGUAUCAUCAAAACUGACGUACUUGUCAAGUAUUUGAGGUGUAAUUUGGAACGGUGGUGGUUUGAGACUAAUUGUUGUGGUUGUUUAUGUCUUUGUAUGAGAACACUGGAGUUCACUAAACAGCAGACGACCGCAGCUGAGAAAAAAACAUGAGUUUUAUUUUCUACCUAAACCAAACCACAUUCAUAACCAGGACAUGGUUAUGAUCACGUUGAUGUGCAUGUCUGUAAAUAAGAAUAAUAAUGAUAAUAUUACAGUAUGAUGUCAUUUUGGUUUGUUUGUUCCUUAAAAAUGUGAUCGAGAACGAGAACGCAGUUUAUUUUGUAUCAGUUGAUCUGAUCCAGUGUCACUUUAGUCUUUUUUUUUUACACAUACACAGACUAAAAUACAUGUAUUUAAAGUAUGUGACUGUAUCUGUUCAUGUACAGUGAUACUUUCUAUAGCACUUUGACUGAGUGACUGUUUAUGUAGCUUUUAUUGUUGUUGUGUAGUGAAUACAGUUAUUAGCAGGACGUAAUAUACUGAUGUUUUUUGUACUUAUUUCUACUUUUCUUAGCUGGACUUUAUGUUGGUUAUUGUUUUUAAAUUGUGUCUAUGAUGAACAUGUUUUGUAAAAAAAAGAA